Conger conger (European conger) is the source of this 1131-nucleotide messenger RNA. It is a transcript of the gene angptl8, whose product is annotated as angiopoietin like 8. The record is from RefSeq and is a predicted model, not a curated record. The coding region runs from base 311 to 886 and encodes 191 amino acids. The transcript has 4 exons. Lineage: Eukaryota; Metazoa; Chordata; Actinopteri; Anguilliformes; Congridae. Gene Ontology annotation, biological process: triglyceride homeostasis; regulation of lipid metabolic process.
ACUGAGACACGCAGAGACAAACUGAGCCACGCAGAGACAAACUGAGACAAACUGAGACAAACUGAGACAAACUGAGACAAACUGACACGGCAGAUACAGGCACAGAGCUGAGAGACAGAGAAAACACAGACACAGAGAAACAGAGAGCUCUGAAACAGAGAUACAAACACAGACACAGAGAGGCAGAAAGCUGAGAGAUACACCGAUACAACACUCGAGGGAGAGAAACUAAGAAAAGCGACAGAACAUUAUACAGCGGAUUCCCAGAGGUUGUAAGAAGAGGACGGGGGCAGAUUUACAAUACCCCAGAAUGAGAGGCUUACUGCCCCUGCUGUGCGCGACUCUCUGGGCGAUAGAAGCAUCUGGAACACCAGUGAAGAAGAAAGCAAAGGUCCAAUCAAAGCUGGCCUCUGUGGAGGACGUGAACGUCCUGACCUAUGGCGUGCUGCAGUUCAGCGAUACCAUACACCACGUCUACCAGGACACCAACCGCAGAAUGAGCCGGGUCGACACCUUGCUCCAGCGCCAGGAGGGGGCGCUGGAGCACCUGCAGGAGGAGGUGAAGCAGGCCGCGCAAAAAGAGGAGGAGAUCAGGAAAACCCUCUCCCAUUUACAGACACAGACUGCUGGUCUGCACGCGCAGGCACUGCAGAUGAGGACAACGCUGCAGGACGUUGAAAAGGAACAGGUGGAGCUCCUGAACCAGGUGACCAGCCUGGACACCAGCGUGGACAGCUCAGCUCCCAACAUCACAACAUUAAAGGACUGGGCUCUCCAGCACUCCAAUGUUCUAAAGGUCCUGGAGAAAUGGAUCCAGCACGAAAAGCAAACUUUGGAAGAUCAGGACCAGCAGCUUACCCGCAUACAGAGCCUGACCGAGUCAUGAGCCCUGUUUCCUCAAGCAAAUCACACUCUUCCUAACCAAUAAGGACCAACUGUUCACUGCUGCAAGCCUCCUCACCAACCAUCUUCUGAUACAUAAUGCUCACUUCAAACUCAACACAGCAAUGCCACAUACAGUAACACGUCUCAUUCACCUAGACACAGACCGAAGCCACACACUAAACUGCCCUGCUGCUCUGGGUCCAUAAACAGCCUAACCAUUUAAUAAAGAUAAACAUUUUAUUACCA